Molecule: messenger RNA, 1411 nt
Organism: Brassica oleracea var. oleracea
Lineage: Eukaryota; Viridiplantae; Streptophyta; Magnoliopsida; Brassicales; Brassicaceae
Biological process (GO): DNA integration; interstrand cross-link repair
Cellular component (GO): Fanconi anaemia nuclear complex
Molecular function (GO): nucleic acid binding
Source: RefSeq, a predicted model, not a curated record
AUGGACUUUGUCAUGGGUUUGCCUCGUACUCAGCGUGGUAAUGAUUCUAUCUUUGUUGUGGUGGAUCAUUUUUCUAAAAUGGCACAUUUUGUCCCAUGCAAAAAGACUACUGAUGCGCUACAAGUGGCUCGGCUUUUCUUCCGAGAGAUUUAUCGACUUCAUGGUCUUCCAUUGUCGAUUGUAUCUGAUCGAGACUCGCGUUUAUUAAGUCACUUUUGGCGUUCGUUAUGGCGACUGUUAUACACAAGUUUGGACAUGAGUUCGGCGCAUCAUCCUCAGUCCGAUGGCCAGACAGAGGUUAUCAAUCGUUCACUUGGAGAUUUGUUGCGCUGUUUGGUGGGUGAUAAUAUCAAAACUUGGGAUGAUAUUUUGUGUAAGGCUGAGUUUGCCCAUAAUCAUGCCAUCAAUAGGAGUACAAGUUUUUGUCCAUUUCGCAUUGUUUAUGGACUGGUUCCGCACGGUCCAGUGGAUCUUGGCCUUGCUCCGGAUUUGAGUCGUGAGAAUGUUCAAGCAACAGAGCUGGUUGGAUCUUUAUCUCACAUCCAUGGUCAGGUUCACGACAAUUUGCAGGUUUCUUCAGCCAAGUACAAAGUGGCCGCUGAUCGACAUAAGCGGGAUUUUCAAUUCAAAGUAGGCGCUUCAUCAGCUGUGGAAUCAGGUGACGGUAUUACAUACAUAAUUGAUGGGAAGCUCUGCGAGAGGCAAUCUGUUGUGUCAUGAGUAUCAGCACUUGAGACUGGUUUAAAGAUCCUUUCCAAAAACAGAAAGCCAAAAGAGUCAAUACAGAUAGAAGACAAGGACAUAACUUAGUUGGGCCGGAGACAACGGCAUGUUGAAAUUUUAACAUGGAACAUCUGACAAUCGAAAGGUUUAGCUUAUUUUCUCAGUUGGAGAACUUUAAGAUUGGUAUCAGAUGUCAUCUUGAUAUUUUCUGCACCAAAAACUCAGUGGGCACAAGUGUUAAGAAGUCUGCCAUUUUCAGCUGAGACUGACGAUGGUAUAUUCUUGGAAAAUAUCGAGCUAUUGUUACUAGGACGCUUAGCAAGCAGAUGGACUCAAUUAAUCGAAGGUGUCGUUAGUUCUUACAAAUCUGUCACUUUGUCAGAACAAUACGAGGAUUUAUGAAAGCUUCUACCUCAAAGAUCGAAAAGCUUAAAACAAAACGAGAUCCCUUUGAGUUCAAAGGUUGAAGAGAUUCUUGAGUAUUUCACAGAAAUGUUGGAGAAUCUUUUUCACCUCGGGGAAUUGCCUUCUGCCCUUACCGCAGCUGCAAUUCCAUCAUGGUCAUCCGUGGUUGAUAUGUAUUUUGGUGAAAUGGAGAAACAGUUGAAACUAGACGUCUCAACAACAGCAAGGUUAAUUUUCUCCCCAAGCAUGAGUUGCACAUAAGUUCUUGAAUCUAACAGAAGCU